GACCCCUACUAUGGCUGGUGGCCUAUUUUCUAUUGACAGAAACUACUUUGAAGAGAUAGGAACUUACGAUGCAGGAAUGGAUAUCUGGGGUGGAGAGAAUCUUGAAAUGUCUUUUAGGAUUUGGCAGUGUGGAGGUUCGCUGGAGAUUGUGACUUGUUCCCACGUUGGUCACGUCUUUCGGAAGGCAACUCCAUACACAUUCCCUGGUGGUACCGGUCAUGUCAUUAACAAGAACAACAGGAGACUGGCAGAAGUGUGGAUGGAUGAAUUUAAAGAUUUCUUCUAUAUCAUAUCCCCAGGUGUUGUCAAAGUGGAUUAUGGAGAUGUGUCAGUCAGAAAAACACUAAGAGAAAAUCUGAAGUGUAAGCCUUUUUCUUGGUACCUAGAAAACAUCUAUCCAGACUCCCAGAUCCCAAGACGUUAUUACUCACUUGGUGAGAUAAGAAAUGUUGAAACCAAUCAAUGUUUAGACAACAUGGGCCGCAAGGAAAAUGAAAAAGUGGGUAUAUUCAACUGUCAUGGUAUGGGAGGAAAUCAGGUGUUUUCUUAUACUGCUGACAAAGAAAUCCGAACCGAUGACUUGUGCUUGGAUGUUUCUAGACUCAAUGGACCCGUAAUCAUGUUAAAAUGCCACCACAUGAGAGGAAAUCAGUUAUGGGAAUAUGAUGCUGAGAGACUCACCUUGAGGCACGUUAACAGUAACCAAUGUCUUGAUGAACCUUCUGAAGAAGACAAAAUGGUGCCUACCAUGCAGGACUGUAGUGGAAGCAGAUCCCAACAAUGGCUACUAAGGAACAUGACCUUGGGGGCAUGAAGACUAUUUCCCCGAAGCCAUGAAAGUGUCUACACCCUUUUUUUUCCAUUAUUUCAGUGAGGGGGAAAAUAUUAACUUCGUUGAAAUUGAAAGUUUUAAAAAUCCUUUUAGUAUUCUAAAACACAGUUGUUUAUAAUUAAUUUUUAGGAAUGUUUGCUUAUUUCCCUACUAAAAUUUGUAUCGGAUCAAUGAAGCACAUAAACAAUAUAAAUAAUAUCAAACUGUUAUUAAACAUCAGAACAACUUGAAAAACAAACUGUGUUUGCUUUAAAAAAAAUCGUUAUUGUGCUCACAUGUCAGAGUUCACUGGGGCGGGAGUAUUUUAUUAGAAGUCGUCGUAGUAAUUAGA
Messenger RNA from Tupaia belangeri chinensis (Chinese tree shrew), 1163 nucleotides. RefSeq names its product polypeptide N-acetylgalactosaminyltransferase 13. Gene Ontology annotation, molecular function: polypeptide N-acetylgalactosaminyltransferase activity. Gene Ontology annotation, biological process: protein O-linked glycosylation. Gene Ontology annotation, cellular component: Golgi apparatus. The annotation marks the transcript as partial. The record is from RefSeq and is a predicted model, not a curated record. The transcript is spliced from 6 exons. NCBI's taxonomy places the organism in Eukaryota, Metazoa, Chordata, Mammalia, Scandentia, Tupaiidae.